GGAAGAGCAGAAGCGAGCCAGAUAGAAAGAGAGAUAGAGGGUGUGAGGGAGAGAAAGGGAGAGGAGGAGAGAGAAGGAGGAAGAGCGAGAGAAAAAUAGUUAGAGGAGGAGCGCGGGGUCGGAGGGGAGGCUGAGUGUUGGUUUCACCUCCUAAUCGGUUUCCCUUGGAGAUCUGUCAUCGACUGCAGUGGAGGAGCAUUAGAGGGAGCAGGUACGGGAAGGGGAGAGGACGCUAUUACAUCUCAGCUCCGUGACUUCGCCCGUACAUCUCUUCACCCAUCCAGCCAUCCAGAGGAGGAUCAGCGGACGAGUGUGGAGCGGUUCUCCGCCAUACAUGCCCAAGGCACAGCAACAGAGCGGCGCUGGUUGCCAGGAGACAGCUGCAGACUGAAGCCAUGGAGACGCCCCUCUGCACCCCACACGACAUCCAGAUCUGCGAGGUGACCUGCGACUCGUUCCGCAUUGGGUGGGACAUGACCCCGGAGGACACGGCGCGCGCCACACACUUCUUCAUCGACCUGAGCCGCAAGGAGAGCCGCGACCCCAACCGCUUCAAACACAGGGACGUGCCGACCAAGCUGGUGGCCAAAGCGGUGCCCCUCCCCAUGGCCGUGAGAGGCCACUGGUUCCUGAGCCCCCGGACGGAGUACUGCGUUGCGGUGCAGACCGCCAUCAGACAGGCCGACGGCGACUACCAGGUCUCAGAGUGGAGUCAGGUGGUGGAGUUCUGCACAGGAGAUUACGCCAUGGAGCAUCUGCAGCAGCUGCUGGACAAGGCCUCAGGCUCCACCGGGAGGCUGCUGAAGUUCUCUGUGUUCUACCGCAACCAGCACCCGGACUACUUUGAAAACGUCAGAAGCGAGUGCGGAGGACUCAUGCGACCUUCACUGAAGGACAACAGCGGGAGUCACGGCUCCCCCAUCAACGGCAAGCUGAGCGGGGUCUUCCUCAGCUGCAACACCGAGUUCGACACGGGCCUCCCCCCUAAGGACUCCCCCUACGGGUCCCUGCGCUUCCAGGUCCCCGCAGGAAGCCUGCUGGACGCCAACACCAGCCUCUACUUCGCGGACUUCUACUGCAUGUACACGGCGUACCACUACGUGGUGCUGGUGCUGGCCCCCGGCGGCUCAGACGGGGACAACUUCUGCCGCGGUCGGCUGCCCAAGCUGGACCUCUCGUCCAACCCCUUCCUGACGUGCAUCGCCCCCGAGGCGCCGGGGGAGGAGCCCCUGUUCUGCCACGCCAGCGACGUGAUCCUGGAGGUGCUGUACACGGAGCCGCUGCAUCUGGAGACAGGCACGGUGGAGCAGAUCAGCGGGCACCACCAGCUCAUGAGUCUGACCACGGCCAACGCCAAGAAGGACCCCAGCUGCAAGGUGUGCAACAUCAGCGUAGGGCGCUGAGUGGACACAGUAGGCGGACACAGUAGAAUGGGAGAGCAGGUCUACUGUCUGCACUCUACCACUGAACAAUGCCCAGGGCUGGUGGUGGCAGAGCCCGUACUGAAUAGUGUGAAACACUGGGAACACGAUUUGAACGGAGCCCAAAAGGUUCCCCGUGGACCUCUUUGUCUUCCCAGACUAGAACGUUUUAUGUUUACAUUGUGUAAUGCACUUCCCUGCAUCCUUCUGGCUACUCCUAUACCACUGGUAUUAUACAUGUCUACCUGUGUGACUCUUUAGUCAUGUCAGAACUAGGCUUUAUAUCAUUAUUGUACUUUUCUUUUUACCACUUUCACAAUUAUUUAAGACCUCUGCUUUUGUUUUAGAAAUUUGCAUUGAUGUGUUGCCCCUUGCACCUGCUGUAUAUUCAUGUUGUAAUGUAAAAUCACGUGGGUUAUAAACACUCCAAACUUUGAGGAACCAGGAA
Molecule: messenger RNA, 1869 nt
Organism: Gadus morhua (Atlantic cod)
Lineage: Eukaryota; Metazoa; Chordata; Actinopteri; Gadiformes; Gadidae
Gene: phyhip
Product: phytanoyl-CoA 2-hydroxylase interacting protein
Exons: 6
Coding region: 396-1403 (335 amino acids)
Cellular component (GO): cytoplasm
Molecular function (GO): protein binding
Source: RefSeq, a predicted model, not a curated record